Molecule: messenger RNA, 9134 nt
Organism: Rattus norvegicus (Norway rat)
Lineage: Eukaryota; Metazoa; Chordata; Mammalia; Rodentia; Muridae
Source: RefSeq, a predicted model, not a curated record
ACACGCGCGGGGCCGCCCGCAGAGAGCAGAAAAAAAAAGGUUCAGGCAGAACGCCGGCGCCGUGAGGGGGUCGCCAACGCUCCCACGGUCACUUGGCUGACGUGAGCCACUGGGGCGCGCACUGGGACGCGCACGGCGCCUCGUUCCAGCGUGCGCUGCGCUUCCUCCGAGCUCGUCGCGCGUGGUCCCCGCGGCUCGCAGCACCGGGUCCGCUGACGCUCGUGGCUGAAGGCGAAGAGGGCAGAAACCGCGUUCCAGCCGCCAAACACCCCUGUCUCCGCACGAUGAGCCCCGAGCCGGCGCCUCCGGAGCCUCAGGGCGUGCGCAGCAGCCUUGAGGAACCCUCGGCCGAGCCCCUGGGGCAGGGCUCCGCGGCCUUCCUCGCGGGCGAUUACGAGGUGGCGGCCGAGCUCUUUCGCUCGCUGCUGGCCGGCCUGGCGCAGCCAGAGCGCGGCCUGUGCUUGCAGCUGGGAGAAGCUCUGGCCCGCGCAGGCCGCCUGCCCGAGGCCAUCGGCGCGUUCCGCGGCGCCGCGCUGCUCGGCCCGCUGCAGCCCGGAGAGCUGUCCGAGCUGGCGAGCGGCCUGGCGCGCGCCCUGGGCCUGCGCGAGAAACGGCCGCCUGUGGCGGCGAGGCCCGGAGGCUGUGCGUCCGGGACCUCGGGGCCUGUGGCGCCGCGCGACCUGCUGGGCUGUCCGCGCUGUGGGCGGCUGCUCUACAAGCCGGUGACGCUGUCCAGCGGGCUCACGGUGUGCAAGCGCUGCGUAGAGCAGGUGCCGGUGCGGGCGCAGGCCCGGCGCGUGAACGUGGUGCUGAGCGGGCUGCUGGAGAGGUGCUUCCCCGCCGAGUGUCGCCUGCGCAGGCUGGCGUGCCAGGCGCGGGGACUACAGCGCCAGCAGCAGCCCGAGGCCGCGCUGCUCAGGUGCCAGCAGGCCCUGGAUAUGGCCCCUGAUGACAGUUCAUUAUUGCUGCUGCGAGCUGAGUUAUAUUUAACCAUGAAGAACUAUGAGCAAGCCCUGCAGGACGCUGAUACAGUUUGUCAGAGGGAACCUCUCCUGACCAAGGGGCACCACAUAAAAGCCCAGAUUCUUUCUGGAUUGGGAAGAAAUAAAGAAGUGUUAAAGGAAUUUAUCUACUGCCUUGCUUUAAAUCCUGAGUGCAACUCGGCGAAGAAGGAAACGCAGAAGGUAAUAUGUGAGGUGUUCUUUUCAGCUUCAGAAAAUGAGCAACAGAACUCAGCACCUUCCACCCAAACUGGACCGAAGGCCCUUUGUGAUGGCCAGAUGAGCCCACAGAAUCCUCUGGAAGAAGCAGGCGGUCACGCUAAUGCAGACAGUCCUAAGACUCCAUCUGAGAAGCCCGAUGUACCAGAGAACACCAACUCCUCGGUUUUGUAUUUUAUUCUGGGCCUCCACUGUGAAGAGGAUAAGAAGGCGCUGGAAGGCGUCAUCCCAGCUGCACCAAGCGGCACCUUGAAAAGGCAGCUUCCCAGCGAUGCAGAAGACAAGGAGCUUGAUGUGAAUACCCCUGAGAAGAUUCCCAAAAAAGAUGCAGAUUCCUCACCUCAGAGGAAUGCGAACUCUUUAGAAGAAGAGCCAGAGUUCACAAUUGAUGCGACUGACUUUGAGUGUGCACUGUGCAUGAGGUUGCUCUUUGAACCUGUCACUACGCCCUGUGGACAUACGUUUUGCCUCAAAUGCCUUGAGCGCUGCCUGGACCAUGCCCCUCACUGUCCACUGUGCAAAGACAAGCUUUCAGAGCUGUUGGCAACCAGGAAUUUCAAUGUGACCGUUCUGACUGAAGAGCUGAUAUUCCGGUACUUACCAGACGAGCUGUCUGACAGGAAGAGGGUCUAUGAUGAAGAGAUGUCAGAACUGUCCCAUCUGACCAGAGACGUGCCCAUCUUCGUGUGUGCUAUGGCCUUCCCCACGGUUCCCUGCCCUCUCCAUGUGUUCGAGCCCCGCUACCGGCUCAUGAUAAGGAGAUGCAUGGAAACUGGCACCAAGCGAUUUGGCAUGUGUUUAUCCGCGGAGAACGCAGGGAUUUCAGAGUAUGGCUGCAUGCUGGAGAUAAAGGACGUGAGGACUUUUCCUGAUGGGAGCUCUGUCGUGGAUGCAGUUGGGAUUAGCCGCUUCAGGGUCCUAAGCCACCGCCACCGAGAUGGCUACAACACCGCGGACAUCGAGUACCUGGAGGACGAGAAGGUGGAAGGCGCAGAGUUUGAAGAACUUACCGCCCUCCACGAGUCCGUUUACCAGCAAUCUGUUUCCUGGUUCGCUUCACUCCAGGAUCACAUGAAGAAACAAAUUCUAAGUCAUUUUGGCUCCAUGCCGGAUAGGGAGCCGGAGCCACAGAGCAAUUCUAGUGGCCCUGCCUGGUCCUGGUGGAUUCUGGCCGUGUUGCCCUUGGAGCGUAAGGCUCAGCUGGCCAUUCUCGGCAUGGGCUCCUUGAAAGAGCGUCUUCUUGCCAUUCGUCGGAUACUAGUCAUCAUCACACGCAAGCUGAACAGUCGCCAAGAGAUGGCUAACAACGCACAGAGAGAUAAUUGAUCUUCCUCUCUCUUAAGGUUGCCGGAAGCCCCUGUGUUUUUGAGUUCCAGACACUGACAAAUACCCAUCCCCUUCGGUGUGCUUCAUAAAAUCUUGUCGAUGUGGUGGUAAGUGGGACAUUUGCCAAAUACCGUUUUUCUCACACAUACGUCUACCUGCUGGACUCCGAUCCUGUGCAAGAAUCACCUGAGGUUCAAGUGGAAGGUACAGGCGAGAAAUCCUUGAGAGAGUCUCUUCAAAGCAGAUGCUUCGAGACUAAAGCUCACUGCCAGCAAGUGACACACGCACGGUUGACAUGUGACUUUGGUGUCGAAGGUGAUUAUAUUCCUAGCCUGUAUCUUGACAUGAUUGGUGGAAAAUGUGUGUGCCAGUAGCUAGACAGUGAGUGGGAACCACGGACAUAUUAGGAUAUAAGCAAGUCAAAACUGGACUUGGCUUCUGUGUGUCGCUGUGAACUUGCUUGCAAAAUCAAUGAACUGAACACUAUCCAGCCCUUACUGAAGAAGUAGUAAUUACUGGGCAGAGCCGUGUUUGUGUUUCGUGUCCUGCCGUAACCCCAGGUGUUGUAAAUUGCAUGUUGUAAUUGAAUGAAUGUGAAACUACAAGAAGACGUACCUUGCAUAUAGAAGAGUCUGAGAACCGCAGUAUUUUGAGAGUAUAUAUUCAUAAGCACCCCAGAAGGGUAGUCAAAAGAGAGUUAGAGCUGUGUGUGCACUGGGGUGUCAAACAUACAGCCAAAUGUAUUCUAAACAAAGUGUUAUCUCUGUUCAACUGGGAAUUUCCCAUCAGAUAACGCUAGGUGUGACUCCCGACCUCCAGUGCAUGUUGGGAAUAUAUAUCACUUGAAUAACACAGACAUUCUGAGCAGCUGGCGCAGACAGCCUGCUGCUGCUUAGUCUGUAAGAUAACACCCGACAGACAAGACCCUGCUGAGCAAAUCUCAGCGGGGCGUUCUGCUGUCUCCCUUCAAGGUGUGUGGGUUUAAUUUAAAUGUAUAUUUUAUGAUACGAAGUGUUGAUGGUUUAUCAACCCAUCAAGCACUUUAUUAGAAAGUCGUACGAUCACAGUGAUGUUGUAUUUUAUUGUUCUUUUCAGCUAGUGAAUCUCAGCUUCGCCAUAGGACUUAGAAUAAAACACCCAUCUCAUUUCAGAGGGGCUAAAAGCCCUUCGAGCAAGCCUUUCCACCACGCAUUAAGAGUUCAACUCUAGGGGUUGGGGAUUUAGCUCAGCGGUAGAGCGCUUGCCUAGGGAGCACAAGGCCCUGGGUUCGGUCCCCAGCUCCGAAAAAAAGAAAAAAGAAAAAGAAAAAAAAAAGAGAGUUCAACUCUAUUUGGCAUUUAUGACAUCAUCUGACCGCUUAAAACAUGGCUGUCACUCUUGUACAGAAGUCCUUGACUAGAACAUGCUCGUGAAAACUAACAGGUUUUGAUUUGUUCUCUUUUGGAAAGAAAGAGAGCAGGAGUUGGUGUUGUUACACUGUUUCUGUUUGGAAGUGUCUAUCCAGUGUGAUCAUAGCUUCUCCAGGACUCUGCUGGGAGUUCAGCGUCUGUGCUGAGUUAGUGUUAGGAAGGUUUUGCUUCUGCCUGCUGGCGUGUUAGCUUUUAUAACUUACUGAGUUCAGAGUCGUUAUGCUGUCCUCCCUGGUUCUGUCUGCCUCUUUAGUCUUCCCAUCCUCAAUGUCCUUACGUAAAAGCCCCUGUAACAGCAAUGCAAAGGAGAACAAUGGAAGUUUUGGGGAUUCAGUACCAAAGAGAAUGGUGUGACUGCCGCGUGCUCUGUGUCACAUCUCACUGUGCAGUAACAGACCAGAUCUCAUUGGGUACUUUUAGGGGAGUCUGGUUAUCGGAAGAUUUCAGUAGCACAAGAGCGCCACCAUUGCCCCCAACCAAGGUGGGGACGUUCUCUCCAAACUGUGCCUGGGUGUUGAUUUAUAAACAGCAGUGUGGACAACGAGUGCUAGUGAGAGAGAAGGUUACUGUUCCAGGUCCUCUACAAACAAGAGGCUCGUCGCCCAGGCUCUGUGAGAAGCAGUUGUGUCAGGCAGGAGUGUGGGUGAUUCUCAGGUUCCAUCGUACGGGCUUCAGUUUUAACAAGGAUGGAUUGUGAGAGCAUCAGGCAGCAGAAGAGACCUGGACUAGCCCACCAAGCCCUUUCUUGAUAGAGGUCAUACUAGAUGCACAAAACCCUGUUUCCAGAAUUACAGACAACUCCAGAGCUUCUGUGCGAGCCUCCGGUGUGUGAGCCUCGGUGCAAAAAGCCUUCCAAUCCCUUUGUACCCCUAAAACAAACUGGAGAAAGCUCUUUGGCCUGAGCCAACAAAGAAUUUAGAGUUCCUUUCUCCAGGCCUCCCACUGGGUUGCAGCAGCUCCUUCUGAACUAGAGACACACACUCCAGGAGAAAAAGAAACUCUGUAAGUCAGCAGACCAGAUCAACAGACCCCAUGCUGGGCUCAGGCAGUCACACCCCACCUUUCCCAACAAUGGGGAUGAGUAGCAGAAUUUGGUCCAUUAGUUUGUAUGGAGAUUAAAAAGAGACAAAGGGUUUCCAAAGAUGCUCUGUUUGACUGGAAUGCAGUAGACAGGGUUUCCACAGACUGUAGAUCGUACAAGAAAAGCCCAUUCCCUGACCCUGACACAGAAGAAGCCCCUACCAGGUUGACAGUAACCUGUGUGGCUGCUCCUGCUUCUAAUGAGGACAUCCCUUGACCAAGUGCACAGUGCACAGUGGCCCUCCGUCCUCCAUUCACUCACUGCCUAAAACCUCCUGUUUCCUGAUGGUUACACCUAGUAUAAUUUGGAAGUUGACUAGCCGGUGUUGAUGACAAGGUCAGCUUCAUCUGGCCCAAAGCUGCACAAUCCUGCUUCCGAGGCCAAGGUUCAUAGUGAGUUCCUACAAGAGCAGGGCUGUUAAAGAAAUUGAUCCUGCCACAUUCCACAAAAUCCAAAAGGAUGCUAGUCUUUUGUUAUAGGCCAGAGAAAACUCAUAGUUUUUAGUACUCUGGUGAGACAGGGGUUCCUUCAGCCAUCACGCAGCCCCCCCAUUGGUGUUUUCAACCCUUCAACACUGAUGGUUUUCCAUCAGAACCUAUUGACGCUCUUUAAAUUACUCUGUGUGGUAAACUGAGUCAUUUCCAGAGCCCUCUUCAGUGGGAGAGCAUGGAGAGCAUAGCAAACAGGCCAGCUGCACCCUGGUGUCACAGAGCAGCCAGUGCCUGAGAAGACAAGACCCAGCUGUAGUAGACCUCUGCGCCACGGUCCAGGUGUGCUGGUGGCUCUUCCAAGUACAGGCAAAAGUGUGAUGACUUUCUCUGUGUGGACGGUUAAAUGAGUAAUGCACGCCCCCCUUACCCCCGUGCCCCAGACUCUAGUAUUUGAACAUUUGAUCUGUACUUUGUGUGACUCUUUGGCUGAUGUUAUGAAGCCUUUAGGAGGUGCACCCUUGCUGGAGGAUGCGUGUCACUGGGGGUGGACUUGGAGAGUUUAUAGCCUUGCCCCACUUGUAGGGUGCUCUCUGGGUUUCGAGUUGGCUGUUGAAGAUGUGGCCUCUUAGCUUCCGGUUCUGUCUACUUGUUGCCACGACUCCCAUACCAUAGGGACACCCCACACCCCCUCUAGAACCGUAAGCUUAAAUAAACCCUUUCUCCUGGAAGCUGCCUUGGUCAUGGCGCUUAUCAGAGCACCAAGAAAGUAAGCAGUGCGUUCUCACAUCUGGAACAUGAAGGAAAGCUGGACGGAGAUUGAGUGCCACGAGCCGUUUUGAAACCCUUGGUACUUUUGACAGCAGGGCCUUAGCGUUUGAGACUACAGGAAAGCUAACUACCAUGGUACUCUUAAUUAGUCACAGGCCCCCAUUUGGUUCUCUGCUAGCCAGGCACAGAUGUCACGGGUAGUGUCACACACAGUCAGAAGUCACUGUUGAGCCUACUAAAAUGGAGUCCCUUACUUUCCCUAGGGAGUUCAGUCUGUCUGGACUUCUGCAGACUGUCACUUUCUUUCUGGGCCUCUUAAGCCCCAAGAACACAUCAGUUAGGCAGUAGAGACAUGAGCCCCACCUGUACCCACCCCUGCUUCCCCGGAUCCGGGUAUCACCUUCUGGAUAAAAACGCUUUGGCUUGAAGAGUAAGUAAGCUUUGCCCUCACAGGUUCUCUGACAGAGCAUCACACUGUCAGGGUAUCUUCUUGUGAACUUGGCUCCAAUGUCAGCAGACUUGAGUCAGAUAUGGAGCCAAUUGUAAGGGUCCAUGAUUGGUCAAAGGAGGAUACCCCGGACUCAAAUAAUACGCAAGAACAAAGAGUGUCUUAUUCUGCAGAAAUCCUGCAUGUGAGGGGUCCGCCAUUUACCAAGAUAGAGCCGCCCAGGUAAGCUUGCAGGCCCAAUUCAAAGGACAUUAGGGGAAUUCCAGGGAGGGGUAGGUGACCUUUAUCUUGAUUGGUUUCUGUCAAUAUCUUGGGACGUUCCAGAACCAUCGUUGGAAACUGUUGCUAACUGUUUUUUCCUCGGGCCAGGUGGCAGGGCAUCUUUUGAUGGUGGGGGUGGCUUUUAAUUGGCUGCCCUCCGACUGUGUUUGUUUUUCCCUAGUAACUGACGUGUGUAGACUUACCCAGUUCUGGGAAACAGAAAUGUAGGCCUAGUCUCCUGAACGCCUAGUUUGAAGCCUGUCAUGGAGUCAGCUUGUCUCACUGUGACUUGACUCCUCCACCCUAAAAGUCACCUUUUAUACUCCGGGGACAUACUGACUGAUUUAGAGUUGUGUUGAAUCCGGUACCCGCCAGCAUGGAAUGGGAUAGUACGCUGGCUAGUUUUAUAUCGACUUGGCACAAGCUAGAGUCAUCUGAAAGAAGAGAACCUCAGUUGAGAAAAUGGCUUCGUAAGAUUUGGCUGUAGAGCAUUUUCUUCAUUAGUGAUUGAUGGGGGAGGGCCAGCCCAUUGUGGGUGGGGCUAGAACAUUGUGGGUGGGGCCAGACCAUUGUAGGUGGGGCCAGACCAUUGUGGGUGGGGCCAGCCCAUUGUGGGUGAUGCCGUCCCUGGGCUGGUGGUCCUGGGUUCUAUAAGAAAGCAGGCUGAGCAAGCCAGGGGAAGCACCCCUCCACAGUGUCUGCAUCAGCUCCAGCCUCAUAUAUUUUCCUCCUAUUUACUCAAGUACUAAAACUUGUGCAGGAAAACCUAACAGAUCCCCGUUAAUGUUGAUCACUUUUUCAUGUAGGCUGUGUGUAGGGAGAAAACAUUCCAGUCAAAGAGAAGAGGAUGACUGGCUGGUUGACAUAAAGGGGGGAAGGUGUCUGAGUGCAGCAAAGGCAGACACCCAUACAGAGGCAGAGAAUCCCUCAGUCACCUGUGACUUACUUAUUUGCUUUUCUAAAGAUUAUUUUUAAUUUUUCAGCUUUGGUUUAAAUAAGAACAGAAAAGUUAGGCAGUGGUGACACAUGUCUUUAAUCCCAGCACUUGAGAGGCAAAGGCUGGAUUUGUCGGAUCUCUGUAAGUUUGAGGCCAGCCUGGUCUAUAGAGUGAGUUUUAGGACAGCCAGGACUGUUACACAUGGAGAUCCUGUCUCAGAAACAAAACAAAACAAACAGCAACAAAAACCAGGAAAGGCAGUCUGACUUGGGACCAACCCUGUCAUUGUAGCUGAGAAAAUGUAGGCUUGAGUCCUCUGAAGAAACUACCACCAAGCUCAGCCUUCUGUUUCGAACUCGGCUGCUGAUUCAGGACCAGGGCCAUUGACGAGUAAAGCAGCUGAUGCCCUUUCAGUCUUUGCAAGAAAUGCCCUUGAGUCAUUCCUACUUCCAAAUGCUCUGCUGUGUUUGAGUGAUGGAUUGGCCAGUUUUCUCAGGAAAGCUUCAGGGGAUAAGUUUCAAAGGUGUUUGGUGAUUUCCCCAGUCCCCGUGGCCCUCUCUUGGAGAGGUUCUGGUGAAAUGAUUUUUAAUGUUCUUGGAAUCUUUUUCGUUUCUGUCAUCCACACUCGGGCGUUGUCAGGCCUCAGAGUCAGAAUAUGAAGUUUGCAGCUCUGGGUCUUCAUUCUUUGCUUUCUUCCGCUUCGGCUGGGCUCUCCAUUGCAGACAGCACUGUUUUAGCAAUAGAGCUUCCACCCUGUAAAGCUUGAUCCUUGACCAGCCUUCCUUCCUUACAGCGUAUACCACGACACGCUACUGUCCAUUGAGCUUCGGGAAAAGUGGCUAAUAGGUAGGUUGCAAAGCUGUGUAUCCAUGCCUCAAUUGCUUACAUACUUACUACCCGGUGUUAGCAACUGACUUAGUACCCGUGAAAUGAUUGUUACCAGUUGAGAAUUGUGCAUAUUCUUUUCUUUAUUUAGAACAGGUUUGAACAAGUAAAGUCUGUAUCAAUUAACAUUAUGUUUCUUGCCUCUUCAGAGGUCAGUAGUGAUAUGGAAUAUUCACCCAGCUUCGCUUCUGUUUCCCCGUCCUUAAGAUGGGGGCAACGAUGCAAGUUUGUUGUGUCUUACAGGAGACGGCUUUUAAAUGUUGCAAGUGUUUACUUCACUGUGUCCUUUCCCUGUCCAUUUCAGUUCAUUGAAAUUGUGUAUCUAAUGUGUGAUAUCUGGAUUCAAUAAAAACUUACAGUGUUGUAAA